Molecule: messenger RNA, 890 nt
Organism: Xenopus laevis (African clawed frog)
Lineage: Eukaryota; Metazoa; Chordata; Amphibia; Anura; Pipidae
Gene: c1h4orf33.2.S
Product: UPF0462 protein C4orf33 homolog
Exons: 7
Coding region: 24-734 (236 amino acids)
Source: RefSeq, a predicted model, not a curated record
UGUACCUUCACACAACAUUCAAAAUGAAGGCUGUACUGAUUUUAAGUGCAAUUGUCGGAUGUGUAUCUGGUGGCUUUCAAAAGUUGUCUAACAGAAACAUUCAUGGAAAUGAAUUUGAGAAUCACCCGUCAGGUGAGCUGGUUUAUGAAAUAAGGACGACAUGGAAUAGCAUACCAGUUUUGCAUUCUGCUGUCACAAUCUAUUUCAAACCACAUGUGGAAGGACUGAUAAUGGAAGUUAAUGCUCCAUUCUUUGAUGAUCCAAAGUCACCUCCUGGUGAGCCUGGGGAACCAUUUAAUGGUCUUUGGGACUUUGAAGUGGUUGAAUCAUUUUUUCUGAACAAUGGGACAACUCAAUAUCUGGAAGUAGAACUGUGCCCGCACGGGCAACAUCUGGUACUUUUACUCUCUGGAGUUGGAAAUGCUUUUAAAAAAGAGUUGGAAUUGAAGUUUAAUGUGGAUACUACAUCGGACUGGGGUAAAUGGUAUGGCAGUGCCCUUAUUCCUUGGAGUUAUUUUCCACCUAAUGUUAACAUGAUGAAUUCCUAUGCUAUCCAUGGCUCUGGUAUUGGGAGAACAUAUGAAGCCUUGUAUCCAAUACCUCCAGAAGAAAUAAUUGAUGGACAAGGCCCCAACUUUCAUCGUCUGGAAUAUUUUCAAGAAUUCAGCCUUAAAUGGAUUAUGGGAGAAGCCUGGGAACAACCUGUUUCUGACCUCUGGGAAUCAUCUCCUUGAAACUCUCCUAUACAGACGAUAUAUAUCUAUUUUUUAUCAUCUGUGUUAAAAAAGAUUAUCCCUGUUGGCAUUUAAUACUUAACAAGCCUCUUAUUCUUCCUCAUGACUGAAACUUAUAUGAUUAUGCAAAUUAAUAAAAUGAGCUUUCCACAGUGA